AAGAGAGCGAGAGGCGCUGAGAGCCCAGAGGCAGAAGGAAGGGUGCAGGCACUACCGCUGAGAGGAGAUCGAGAGACAGGGGGUGCACUUGACAACCAGCAUGCAGAGAUGUCAGAAGAGGCAGAAGUGGAUGUGAGAGACAGACACACACAGAGACACAGAGAGCGAAAGAGGGCAAGAGACUUGACUUUAAGAGACUCCUGCACUGACAACUCCAUGCAGUUCGGAACAAGAACGGCAGCGACCGACUCUGGUUUCAUGGGGACAUGGCAGAACACUGACACUAACCUCUUAUUCAGAAUGUCCCAACAGGCCAUCCGCUGUACACUGGUAAAUUGCACAUGUGAAUGUUUUCAGCCAGGGAAGAUUAACCUGAGAACCUGUGACCAGUGUAAACAUGGCUGGGUGGCACAUGCCUUGGACAAGCUUAGUACUCAGCACCUCUACCACCCAACCCAAGUGGAGAUUGUGCAGUCCAAUGUUGUGUUUGACAUCAGCAGCCUGAUGCUCUACGGUACUCAGGCUGUGCCUGUAAGACUGAAGAUACUACUUGAUCGACUCUUCAGUGUACUGAAGCAAGAGGAGGUUUUGCAUAUUCUACAUGGCUUAGGCUGGACACUUCGAGACUAUGUUCGAGGCUACAUCCUUCAGGAUGCUGCAGGCAAGGUGCUGGACCGCUGGGCCAUCAUGUCCAGGGAAGAAGAGAUCAUUACCCUUCAGCAGUUCCUGAGAUUUGGAGAAACAAAAUCCAUCGUGGAGCUGAUGGCAAUUCAAGAAAAAGAAGGGCAGGCUGUGGCUGUGCCAUCUUCAAAGACAGAUUCAGAUAUAAGGACUUUUAUUGAAAGCAAUAAUCGCACCAGGAGCCCAAGUCUCCUUGCUCACCUGGAGAAUAGCAACCCUUCCAGCAUUCAUCAUUUUGAAAACAUCCCGAAUAGCCUUGCAUUCCUGCUUCCAUUCCAGUACAUAAAUCCAGUCUCUGCUCCGCUGCUAGGGCUGCCUCCAAACGGCCUCCUGCUGGAACAACCAGCAAUGAGGCUUCGUGAACCAAGCCUUACAACCCAAAAUGAAUAUAAUGAGAGCAGUGAAUCUGAAGUUUCUCCUACACCUUUCAAGAAUGAGCAAACAUCCAGCAGGAAUGCUUUGACCAGCAUCACGAAUGUUGAGCCCAAAACUGAGCCAGCAUGCGUCUCUCCUGUUCAGACACCUACGCCUGUCAAUGAUUUAUCAAAACCAGAACACACUAAAAGCUCAUUCCGUAUUCACAGAAUGAGGAGAAUGGGGUCGGCUUCCAGGAAAGGAAGAGUGUUUUGCAAUGCAUGUGGCAAAACUUUCUAUGACAAAGGUACUCUCAAAAUCCACUACAAUGCGGUUCACCUGAAAAUCAAGCACCGGUGUACUAUUGAGGGCUGCAACAUGGUCUUCAGCUCUCUCAGAAGCCGCAACCGCCACAGUGCUAACCCAAAUCCUCGCCUCCACAUGCCUAUGCUAAGGAAUAACCGUGACAAAGAUCUAAUUCGUGCUACAUCAGGUGCUGCAACUCCAGUCAUAGCAAGUACAAAAUCCAGUCUAACUUUAACAAGCCCUGGGCGUCCACCGAUGGGGUUUACCACUCCCCCUCUAGAUCCUGUACUACAGAACCCUCUUCCCAGUCAGCUGGUGUUCCCAGCUUUAAAGACUGUCCAACCUGUUCCUCCUUUUUACAGAAAUUUGCUUACUCCUGGUGAGAUGGUGAGUCCUCCAACAUCACUCCCUACCAGCCCAAUAAUACCAGCAGUGAGUGGCAUGGAGCAGCAUCCCCCACCUCCUUCAGAGUCAUCAGUGCCUUCAGUGCUGAUGCCCACCCCAGAGCCUAAUGCUGACCUUGCCCCCAAGAAGAAGCCAAGGAAGUCGAGCAUGCCAGUUAAAAUUGAAAAGGAAGUUAUUGAUACUGCUGAUGAGUUUGAUGAUGAAGAUGAAGAGGUGAAUGACAGUAGCACGAUGGUGAAUGACAUUGGCCAUGACAAUCACUGCCAUUCUCAGGAGGAAAUGAGCCCAGGUCUAUCUGUGAAAGACUUUUCCAAAAGUGACAGAAGCAGAUGCAUUUCCAGACCAGACAUAAGAAGGGCAGACAGCAUGACAUCAGAAGACCAGGAGCAUGAGAGAGACUAUGAAAAUGAGUCAGAGUCAUCAGAACCCAAACUGUGUGAGGAAUCCAUGGAAGGUGAUGAUCGUCUCCAUGAACCUGGUGAAAAAUCCAUGAUGCACAGUGACAGACCAGAUGAAAACCACAUUGAUUCUUCCAACCAGGAUGUCAUUAAGGUGAAGGAAGAGUAUACGGACCCUACAUACGAUAUGUUCUACAUGAGCCAAUAUGGACUUUACAAUGGUGGCAGUGCCAGUAUGGCUGCCCUUCAUGAAAGUUUUGCUUCUGCAUUCAACUACAGCAGCGCUCAGAAGUUCUCCCCAGAAGGUGAAAUGUGCUCCAGCCCAGACCCUAAGAUCUGCUAUGUGUGCAAGAAAAGUUUCAAGAGUUCCUACAGUGUGAAGCUUCACUACAGAAAUGUUCAUUUAAAAGAGAUGCAUGUCUGCACAGUGGCUGGCUGUAAUGCUGCGUUCCCAUCACGGAGAAGCAGAGACAGACACAGUGCUAACAUAAAUCUGCACCGUAAACUGUUGACCAAAGAACUGGAUGACAUGGGCCUGGACACCUCACAGCCUUCUCUUAGUAAGGACCUCCGUGAUGAAUUUUUGGUGAAGAUAUAUGGCGCUCAGCAUCAGAUGGGGCUUGACAUAAGGGAAGACACCUCCUCACCUGCUGGUACUGAGGAUUCCCAUAUGAAUGGGUGCGGCAGGGGCAUAUCAGAAGACUAUAUGGUCCUAGACCUGAGCACCACCUCCAGCAUCCAGUCCAGCAGCAGUAUUCAUUCCUCAAGAGAAUCAGAUGCAGGAAGCGAUGAGGGCAUUCUCCUGGACGACGUCGAUGGGGCAAGUGACAGCGGGGAAUCUGCCCACAAAGCAGAUGCCCCUGCCUUAGCUGUAGGUAUGGGCACUGAUGUCCCAGGAUCCCUCAUGUUCAACAGUGUUUCGGUGAGCAACGGUGGGAUAAUGUGUAACAUUUGCCACAAAAUGUACAGCAACAAGGGGACCCUCAGAGUGCACUAUAAAACAGUGCACUUGCGAGAAAUGCACAAAUGCAAAGUCCCUGGGUGCAACAUGAUGUUCUCCUCUGUCCGUAGCCGAAACCGGCACAGUCAGAACCCCAAUCUGCAUAAAAACAUUCCCUUCGCUUCAGUAGAUUAGUUCAAGGAUGGACACAGCAUAAUGCCAGCUCUCAGAGAGGGCCCACCACAUCUGAACUGCCAUAUACAGUCUCCCUUUAUAUAUAUAUAUAUAAAAAUAUACAUAUAUAUAUAAUCUUUUCUUUUUUAACAAAAGAAAGAAACACCAGGUGCUUUUUCCCCGUUGUUGGUUGUUGGUUUGGGAUUUUGUUUUUUCCUUUUUAUUUGGGAUAGAAACAAAAAGGUAGGAUCUUUAAUUUGGGGGGACAGACCCUUCACAAAAAAAGCCAACAAAACCAAGAAACAAACCCACAGAAAACUUGCAGUUGUCCCUAGUUCUAUUAGAAUGUUCUUGGUCAUCUCCAAAAAGACAAUUUGUUUUACUCAUGACUUUUGCCUGAAAAAAAGAAUGAAAAACAACAACAACAAAAAAAAAAAAAAGCGCAAACAAACAAAAAGAGAAAAAAAAUCUACUUAGUUGUCUUUGUGUCUUCUAAGCAUUGGGGAUAACGUUCUACUAAGCAUGGCUGUUACACUUGUAUAUAUAUAUUGAGCCUUGACAGGCCUAUGAUGUAAAACAAUUGUAUUGAUGGUGGUUUAACUCUUCUUUCUUUGCUUACUUUUUACAGUUACAUUCAGCUGUUAGAUAAACAGGAAAAAUAGUUUGCUG
Messenger RNA from Strigops habroptila (Kakapo), 3927 nucleotides. RefSeq names its product basonuclin 2 (gene BNC2). The transcript has 6 exons. Gene Ontology annotation, cellular component: nucleus. Gene Ontology annotation, biological process: regulation of DNA-templated transcription. Lineage: Eukaryota; Metazoa; Chordata; Aves; Psittaciformes; Psittacidae. The coding region runs from base 109 to 3279 and encodes 1056 amino acids. The record is from RefSeq and is a predicted model, not a curated record.